GUUGAAAAAAAAUGUCUGCUGCUAUUUCUAAUAUAAAGCCUUUGACAGAAGAUCAUGAACGCUAAGAAGAUGUUUAUUACAAUGCUUUCUACAAGGUGGCUCAGAAAGAUGUCGGUGAUGAAAAGGUGAUUCAAUAUUUUGAUGCCACAGUGAUGAAGAGGCUUACUGAUGUCUUUGGAUGUGGUGAAGAGCUCAGUCUACUGGGUGUAGGAGUCGGAGAAGGCCCGCACGAAUUCCAGAUUCUGAAGAGUCUUCAAUCUCACUACUCAUCCAUAUGUAAUGUUGCAGUGGACCCUAAUGAAGGCAUGCUACAAACAUUCAAGGGUAGAGUUGCUACAUUGAAUUUUGAUGACAAAUCGUCUUGUCAUUGGUUCACUGGUCCGUUGUCACAAUUCGUUGCUGAAAGCCCCUUGGCGGGAAACAAGUUCAACCUCAUCAGCUCCAUACAUUCGCUCUACUACACGGGUGACUUUGAGACGACCUUCACCCAACUAGCAUCCAUGAUGAAAGAUAAGGGUCUCAUGAUCAUCGUUUGUAAAAACGGUAGGUAGCGAAUUGACAUCAUCAUUUGCUCGAUCAGCUCUGCAAGUUUCUCAAAUAAAAUAUUAUAAAUGCCGUAAUAAAACUCUUUGAAUGAGUGUAAAAUCAACUCGGAAAUACUCUUUAACAUACUAUUCUUAGAAGAACGUAGUUAAAACAGACAUAAAUCGGGAUGCAAUUUUGUUUAACCUCAUAACUUUGCAAACAUUUGUUCGUUGUAUCCUCUCAAUUAUUAUGAUAAUAAAUAGUCUUAAUCCUAAUAGUAGAUUACAUAUAAACCCUUCCUAUCUGUUUAGUUAUGUGUACAAUUAUUUAAUAAGAAAUCUUGAACGGGAAGGCGUAGGCUACUCCCGAGUGAACUGGGACAGUCAUGGAGAAAAAGAGGACAAAACUUUCGAAAAUCUUAAAAUAAAAACUGUAACAGGUUAUUGUCCCAAAACUGAAGUAAGUGCUAGAGAUAUUAAGGAUCAUUUUAAAAGGAGACCUAGCAGAAAGAUGAUUUUUAUCACUGUUUAUUUCAGUCUCGUUUUGUUCGUUCAUUCGUUGUUGCUUACAGCUAGCCUGAACACAAAAACAUUCCACAAGUUAACAUGGCUGACAGAAAGCACUCAGUCAAAUGAACGACUUUCUUCAAAGAAUGUUCGAGAGUUUGCACAAAGUCAAGGGUAUGAUGUCACCACUGUCGAUAUACCUGUACAUUGGGACAUCACCGAAGUGUUUGAUGACCAGUCAGACUUUGGAAAUAAACUCCUUGACUUCUUCACCCAGGCGGCGUACUUUCGGGAGACGGCACCGUCUGAGGUGGUCGAUGGUUUGAUGAGCUUUUGGCGUUCUAUUUCGACAGAAGAUAAAAAUGGACGUAUCGUAGCACCAGCCCACGACGAAAUACUUCUCAUCUCAAAAUAAUUCCCUGUCAUCGUCUUUCAGAGCCGUAUGUUGUUUCAAAUAUCAAGUAGGGUCUAGCUUUAUUCAUGCGCUUGCUAGUUACCUAUCUACCACGCAUUCGUGAUCAAACAGCUCCAAUAGCACUUCUGGAUAAGGGCCAGGGCUGCAUACAACUCAUAUUUUUUUGGCUAAAUAUAUUACUCAUUGCGGAUAAAGGAUCGAAAAUAAUAUCG
This is a messenger RNA of Strongylocentrotus purpuratus (purple sea urchin), 1658 nucleotides long. RefSeq lists its product as uncharacterized. NCBI's taxonomy places the organism in Eukaryota, Metazoa, Echinodermata, Echinoidea, Camarodonta, Strongylocentrotidae. Gene Ontology annotation, molecular function: S-adenosylmethionine-dependent methyltransferase activity. The coding region runs from base 153 to 551 and encodes 132 amino acids. The transcript has 2 exons. The record is from RefSeq and is a predicted model, not a curated record.